CCCCCGGCUCCCCCCCCCCCCCCCCCAUCUCGCUAGCCCCUAGCUCUGGGCCUCCUCUCGCUGUGCGUGCACAGCGAAGGACCGCAGGCUCGAGCGGUAGGGGUCGCUGCAUCGAGGAGGGCGCGGCGCUGCAGGAAGGCUGCAAGGCUGGCGGCUUCUGCCCACUGGGCGUCGCCCUGAAUAGUGGAGAUUCCCACCCCCAUUUCCCAAUUAUGGAUAGCCAGCAGCCAGCGGGGGAGGACUGAGGCCGCUCGCCAUUGCUCCCAUUUGAGGUAAUUUUCAAGGUCACAACUUGUCCUACCUGGUGUAGCUUAGCAACCUGUUCAGCAAAAUGAGGCCUUCAGAUGACAGGGCGCAGCUCUCAGGCUUUGCACAAUCAGAAGAAUCAACACUUGAUGUGGAGGGGCAUUGCUACCACCAACAGUCAUUCCCUUGUUCUCCAUCAAUGCAACCAAUUGCUUCUGGGUGCACACACACAGAGAAUAGCGCGGCAUACUUCUUAUGGCCGACAUCAAACCUACAGCAUUGUGCAGCUGAGGGGCGUGCAAACUACUUUGGCAACCUUUCAAAAGGACUCCUUCCCAAGUCUGGCAAGUUGCCAAAGGGCCAGCAAGCAAAUAGCUUGCUUGACUUGAUGACUAUAAGAGCUUUCCAUAGCAAGAUAUUACGAUGUUUUAGCCUUGGGACCGCAGUGGGAUUCCGCAUCAGGAAAGGGGUUCUGACAGAUAUCCCUGCUAUUCUUGUCUUUGUUGCUCGCAAGGUUAACAAGAAAUGGCUUAAUCCGACCCAAUGCCUUCCUGCAAUCGUUGAGGGUCCAGGAGGUGUUUGGUGUGAUGUUGAUGUUGUUGAAUUCUCGUACUAUGGCGCACCAGCUCAAACUCCAAAAGAGCAAAUGUUCACUGAGCUUGUUGAUAGGUUGUGCGGUAGUGAUGAAUGUAUCGGUUCAGGAUCUCAGGUUGCAAGUCAGGACACUUUUGGAACUUUGGGUGCCAUUGUAAAACGGCGAACUGGCAACAAGCAGAUAGGUUUCCUAACCAACCGGCAUGUUGCGGUUGACUUGGACUACCCAAACCAGAAGAUGUAUCACCCACUGCCGCCCAACCUUGGGCCUGGUGUUUAUCUUGGAGCUGUCGAAAGGGCAACAUCUUUCAUCACAGAUGAUGUUUGGUAUGGAAUUUAUGCUGGAACAAACCCAGACAUGCCAUGUUCUAAUAAACUUGCAGAGACAUUUGUACGGGCUGACGGGGCAUUCAUCCCAUUUACUCAUGACUUUGACAUCAAGACUGUCACAACUACAGUUAGGGGUGUUGGUGACAUCGGGGAUGUUAAGGUUAUAGAUCUGCAGUGCCCGCUUAAUAGCCUCAUAGGGAGGCAAGUAUGCAAAAUCGGCAGAAGUUCUGGUCACACAACUGGAACUGUGAUGGCUUAUGCCCUUGAAUACAAUGAUGAGAAAGGAAUAAGCUUCUUCACUGACCUCCUUGUUGUCGGUGAGAAUUGCCAAACAUUUGAUUUGGAAGGUGAUAGUGGGAGCCUUAUUAUCCUGACCGGCCAGGAUGGUGAGAAGCCACGUCCUAUUGGGAUAAUAUGGGGUGGCACAGCAAACCGUGGGAGGCUAAAGCUUACAUGUGACCAUGGCCCUGAAAAUUGGACCAGUGGAGUUGAUCUUGGCCGCCUUCUGGACCGUCUUGAACUUGAUCUUAUCAUAACCAAUGAAUCACUCCAAGAUGCCGUGCAGCAGCAAAGGCUUGCGAUGGUGGCUGCAGCCAACUCUAUCGUUGGGGAGUCUUCCACAGUAGCCCCUCCUGUCCCAGAAGAAAAGGUGGAGGAUAUGUUCGAGCCUCUGGGGAUCAAAAUUGAGCAGCUGCUUCGGCAAGACGUUCCGACCACUGGAACUGAAGGGGACGAUGCAGCUGUGACCGACGUGGAGGAGCACCAGUUCAUCUCAAACUUCGUCGGUAUGUCCCCUGUGCGCCAAGACCAGGACGCUCCGAGGCAAAUCGCCAACCUGAACAACCCAUCAGAGGAAGAACUGGCCAUGUCGCUGCACCUAGGUGACCGGGAGCCCAAGCGGCUGCGCACCGACACAGAAGCUGACCUUGACCUGGAGAAGUGAGGUGCUCAGUUCAGCUUCCCUACAUUCAGAAAUCAGAACUAGUCUGAAGAUCUUCUGUGGUCCAGCAAAUUGAACCUGCAGCGUUAGCUUAAACCAUCAUGCUCAUGGCGAAUGCAUUAUGAUGUACUAUGGUGAAACUUGAUUCAGCACUUGUAGGAGUUUAGGUGGGAUCCCGGCAGUUUUGCACUGUUCUCAUGAGACUUGAUAUACACAAAUGCUGAAUCCUCUACCAUGUUAAAACAAUGUAGGGAGCGAUGAAGUGAUCUUCAGCACUUUUUUCCUAUCAUUAUUGGUGAUGUUUUUCUCAA
Molecule: messenger RNA, 2421 nt
Organism: Panicum virgatum (switchgrass)
Lineage: Eukaryota; Viridiplantae; Streptophyta; Magnoliopsida; Poales; Poaceae
Product: protein NARROW LEAF 1-like
Exons: 6
Coding region: 332-2113 (593 amino acids)
Source: RefSeq, a predicted model, not a curated record